UGUGCUCAAAGGACACACCUCUCCUGCCUGCAAGUCUUGCGUUCUACCUGUAAGGCUUCCACUGUAGGACACGCUUUCUAACAAGGCAUAACUCGAUUCCCAAUAGAUAUGGAGCAGAGGAUUUUCCUGCAUCUUGAGGAAGAUAAGGACCCCCAGUUCAAGACCACCAAGGCUUAACGAACCCUCCAAGAGCCGGCAUCCCUCAGGGAGACAUCAAACAAUGAUCGGCUUCACCAUUCAGAAAGUCUUGGGCAUUGCCAUACUGCUGCUACACUACACAUCUUGUCAACAAAUUCAAGACAAUGAGGACUCUCUGUCUUUCAGAUUUACCCAGAGCAUAUAUUAUGCAACAGUUCAUGAAAAUUCUGCUCCUAAAACCUAUAUAGUGAGCCAGGAAAAGAUGGGUGUUUACCUGAAAGACCCUCAAUGGACGUUAAAGUAUCGAAUUGUGUCUGGUGACCCUACUGGUCUCUUUAAAACUGAGGAGCUGGUCGUUGGCGAUUUCUGCUUUUUAAGAAUUCGAAUACGAAGUGGAAAUACAGCUCUUUUAAAUAGAGAGGUAAAAGAUAAUUUCCAACUACUCAUCCAUGCUUCUGAGAAAUCCAUAGAUUUUGAAGCACAGACUAAAGUUGUCAUCCAAGUUUUGGACAUAAAUGAUUUAAGACCUCUCUUUUCAACCACAUCCUAUAAAUUUACUGUAAGCGAAGAUGCCCCUCUUAAAUCAGUCCUAGGCAAAAUCAGUGCUACAGAUGCUGACCAGGGCCAGAAUGCUAUGUUCUACUAUACCUUCAACACCAAAUCCUCAUUGUUCUGCAUCCAUCCAACAAGUGGCGUUGUAAUGUUGAUCGGUCACCUUAACGCAACCCAGAAAUCUGUGCACAAUCUUGAAAUUUUAGCAGUCGACCGCAUGAGAAAAAUUUUGGAGGGUAAUGGAUUUGGAAACAUGGCUUCUUUGGAAAUCUUAGUGAAACCGACUCCAAAAAAGCCUCCUUUUAUCUCCUCAGUAACAACAGCCAUGGCAGAUUCAUCAGAAAGACUUCUUUAUGCCACUGUAGUUAUGGACUUGGAAGACCCGUUGUGCAGCAUUGACUCUGUGGAGAUUGUAAAUGGUGAUCCAAAUGGUUAUUUUAAGGUUUUAAGAUCUUACUUGGGCAAAAAUGAAUUCACAGUGGUGUCUACUGCACAGAUUAACUGGAUGGAACACUCCCAGGGUUUCAAUCUAAGUCUUCAGGCUAAAGACAAGAACAAUCCUCCAAUUUAUUCCACUCUUAAAAGUAUUUACAUUCCUCCAUGGAGGUAUGCUAUGGCAAGAUUUGAACACGAUGUUUAUAAAGUACAAAUUAGUGAAUGUUCCCCUCCCGGUAGUCACGUUGGCAUUGUCAAAAUGAUUCCCUCAGUUCCCUCAGGGGGAUAUUACUUAAAAACGUAUUCUGACAAAUUCAGACUUAACACUAAAACUGGCUUGAUUAUGACCAAGAAAUAUAUGGAUGUGAAAGAUCAGUCACAGUACCAUCUUGAAGUAACAGCACUUGAUGGUCAGGUCUCUACUACUGUUAUUGUUGACCUCAUUGAUUGCAAUAAUCACUCCCCCCUGUUCCCUCUGUCUAAAUAUGAAGGAGCCUUCAAUGAGAAUAUCCCUGUUGGAACAACCAUUUUGCAAGUACAUGCCACGGAUGCUGACCAGGGAGAUAACGGUAAUGUUACCUAUAAAUUAGUUGGUCAGGAAAACUCUCCUUUUAUCAUUGACCAUUUUACAGGUGUAAUUACUAACAGAAGAGUUCUUGACUAUGAACUAAAUCAGAGAUUAUAUAAUCUAAAAGUUUGGGCAACAGAUCUGGGUGCCCCUUUUCGAAGACAAUCUGAAACAUACGUAGCUCUUACACUCAACAAUUUGAAUGAUAACAUCCCUAUUUUUGAAAAAAUCAACUGCAAUAUAAGCAUUCCAAGUGACAUAACUAUUGGUGAGAAAGUGGCUGAACUCUCAGCAGUGGAUAUUGAUGAGCUUCAGACUAUACAGUAUGAGAUUCUUUCUGGUAAUGAGUUACACAAAUUCAGGUUAGACCCUAUUUCAGGAGAUAUUACAGUUAGAGGUGAUUUCUAUGGUAUGGCAUCUUCUUCACCUUCCAUCUACACCUUGAUUGUUACUGCUAGUGAUGGAGAAAAUAAAGCUGAGCCCACUGUUGUCAACAUUACUCUAUUAAACAAAGGUUCACCCAAAUCAGUAUAUUGUGAGGAGACAGGGGUACUAAACAAAAUAACAGAAAACAUGAUCAAUUCCUUCAAGUUACAAUCUGAGAUUCAACACUAUGAGGAAGAAACAUCUUUUAACACCCAUCCAAUAAAUAUUCAUGCACCUCAAUUUGAUGACAACUUUCCCAUAUCAAUUGAUGUGGCUGAGGACAUUGCUGUGAACUCUUCCAUUUCCCAAUUGCUCGCCAUUGACCUGGAUACUGGUUUCAAUGGCAAGCUAGUCUAUGCAAUAUCUUCAGGAAGUGAUGAUGGCUGCUUUAAAAUCAAUAUGGGAACUGGGGAGUUGACUGUCUUUUCACCUUUAGACCAUGAAACCGUAAGUUCCUAUAUCCUUAAUAUAACUGUGUAUGACCUUGGAAUACCUCAGAAGUCCUCUUGGAAAAUCUUAGCAGUUAAUAUUUUGGAUGUAAAUGACAAUGAACCAAAGUUCCCACCUUCAGGAUACUGUAUGUUACUACGAGAGGAUGCUAAGAUAGGUAGUGUUGUCCUCAAAGUGAAAGCAGAUGACAUUGACAAGGAAGACAAUGGCAGGGUAAGGUAUUCACUCCUAACUCCAACAGAUGCAUUUACAAUUGAUAGUGUCACAGGUGACUUAACAGUUAAGAGCAUGUUGGACAGAGAGAUGCUGUCAAAAUAUAAACUUAAAAUAGAGGCCAGAGAUCAGCCCAAAAAAGGCAGGCAACUUUUCUCCUUCACCGAUGUUGCCAUCACCCUGGGAGAUAUCAAUGACAAUGCACCAUACUGCCGACCAAUAACAGCUAAUGUAAAAAUUGCGGAGGACAUUCCUGUAGGAACUGUUGUAUAUUUUGUGGAUGCCCAGGAUUCUGACACAGGCCCAAAUGGAGAAGUGUUCUAUUCUUUAAUUAAUGAUGAAAGGGGAACAUUCCGUAUUGAGAAAUUAACAGGGGCUUUAAUACUUGAGAAAGAAAUUGACUUUGAGACCAAGUCAUUCUACAAUCUGACCGUAAGAGCAUCGGAUACUGGCAGUCCAUUCCCACAUUCUUCUGUGUGCCACGUGGAGGUGGUAGUUCUUGAUGUCAAUGAAAACCUCUAUCCACCUUUAUUUAAAUCUUUUGUUUUUCAUGGAGCAGUACCAGAAAAUGCACCAACUGGAACUCUAGUGCUCUCUAUAACGGCUCAGGACCAGGACAAAGGAAAGGAUGGUGAAAUACGCUAUUCUUUUAAGGAUGGAACAGACCUCUCAAUUUUCAGCAUACAUGAAGAGACAGGAUCAAUUCGGACAGAGGCUCCUCUAGAUCGUGAAUCUGUCCCACGUUACUGGUUGACAAUCUGUGCUACAGAUUUAGGCUCUGUUCCAUUGUCCUCCAUUGCUGAAGUCUACAUUGAAGUUACAGAUGUCAAUGAUAACAUCCCUCAGUUGUCUGAAGUGGUGUUCUAUGCUUCAGUGCUUGAAAACUCUCCACCAAAUGUUUCAGUACUUCAUCUGGAUGCAACGGAUGCCGACUCCAUUUCUGCUGGCAAGCUGUCUUUCCAGUUCUUAAGUGGUAACAGUCAAGGACUGUUCAUGUUGAACCCAAGCACAGGUUUGAUUUCUACAACUGAGAAACUGGUAGAUCGGGAGAACAAAGAGGAACAUAUUUUCGAGGUGACAGUGUCCGAUAAUGGCACCCCUCCUCUGCAGUCCACCUCUCGAGUUGUCAUACAGGUGUUAGAUGUGAAUGACAAUACUCCUACAUUUUCCCAAAAACUCUUUACUGCCCAGCUCCCAGAACGUGCUGAAUCCCCUGAAUCUACUCUGAUAUACAGGCUCAUAGCAAUGGAUAGGGACAAAGGAAUAAAUGGCCAAGUGACGUAUAGUAUUACUGAACAGGAGACAGGUGUCUUCACAAUUGAUCCAACAACUGGUGUCAUCUCUUCCAAAGCAGCAUUUCCAGCAGGGAGCUACACCAUAUUAACAGUCAGAGCUACAGAUGGGGGAAGCCCUUCUCGAUCUUCUAAUGUGAGACUGCACAUCCAAUGGAUCCACAACCCUACACCCUCAGAUGAUCUGUUAACAUUUGAUGAGCCACUGUUUACCUUUCAAGUUAUGGAAACUGACCCAGUGAACCACAUGCUGGGGCUAUUAAGUACAGAACUGUACAGUCAGUGCUGGUUUGACAUCACAGGUGGAAACGAUGAGCUGGAUUUUGACAUCGAUAAGACCAACAGUGGUUUGACCAUAGCUCGACCUUUGCAAGCAAGCAGGAAAUCAUUGUAUAACCUUACCGUGCAGGUCACAGAUGGUUCCCGUGCUGUUAGCACCCAGGUUUAUAUCUCUGUUGUACCAUACAAUCAUCAACGUCCAGAGUUUCAGAAGAAUCAAUACAAUGUUCAAAUUCCAGAAGAUGUUCAACUAGGUUCUGAAGUGAUCAAAGUUACAGCAACAGAUGAAGACAGUGGGAAUAGAUUAAUCUACACCAUCCAAGGCAGCGCAGACCCAAAAAGCUCUAAGAUGUUCAGGAUUGAUCCUAAUUCUGGUGUCCUGUUCACCACAGAGACUAUGGACUAUGAAACGAUGCCCAUUCAUAUUUUAAAUGUCAUGGUUCGUGAUCAGGAAGUUCAAAUUAAGAGGAAUUUUGUAAGGAUUACCAUUCAGGUACAAGACAUCAAUGAUCAUUCCCCUCACUUCAUUCACGCUGCUUAUGAAGGAAGUGUUUCUGACUCAGCUUCUGUUGGAUCCGAGGUGUUAAGAGUCCAGGCUACAGAUAAAGACCAGGGGCUCAAUGCAAAGAUCCAGUAUUUUAUUCAUUCAGGCAACAAUGAAGGAUAUUUUAAUAUUGACAAGUCUUCUGGCCUUAUUACUAUUGCUAAGACACUGGAGCAGCUGACAAAGAGCUGGAUAACCUUGACAAUCGUGGCAGUAGAUCAGGGGACCCCACCGUUUCAGGACAUAGCUACUGUCAACCUACAAAUCAAACCUUCUGACACAUCAACACCAAAGUUUAGGUUGAGAGAAUAUGUGGUUGAAAUCAGUGAGUCAGUGCCUAUUGGUUCAUUUGUAACCAUGGUUUCUGCAACAAGCUGGUCUUCCAUUAAUUAUGACAUUAAAGAAGGGAAUGAGGAAGGUUCUUUUUUCCUUAACUGCUAUUCUGGCAUAAUCACUACCAAAAACAAUCUGGAUUUUGAGACCAUUUCUUCUUACCAACUCAAAAUACGUGGUAACAGCUCUCUUGGAUAUUUCAGUGAAACAACCGUCUUUAUCUACAUCAUUGAUGAAAACGACAACUCCCCAAUUUUCUCACAAAGCAUAUAUUUAGGUCAAAUUAAUGAAGAUGCUCCAAUAGGCAGCAUGGUGACAAGUAUGGACUUGACCCCUCUGACCAUUCAAGCUAUUGACAAUGACACUGAAGCAAAUGCUAUCUUGAGUUACCAAAUACUGGAUCCUGAAGUUCUCAGAUACUUCAAAAUCAAUCCAAGUAUGGGAACAUUGUUCACUGUGGCAGAACUUGACUUUGAGAUAGCAACUUCAUUCAUUUUUGAAGUGCAUGUAUGUGACUCAGGUAUACCAAGUCGGUUUGCUUCUCAGCCAGUAAAGGUCACCAUACAAGUGAUUAAUAUAAAUGAUUCUCCACCCAAAUUUUUGAAAGACAUAUAUGAUCUGAAUAUUUAUUUACCUGCAUAUAAUAAUAUGCAUAUCCUAACCGUAGCAGCUAGAGAUGUCGAUUCAGAAGUGAUGUACAGCAUUUCAGAAGGCAACGCAGAUAAUGCAUUCUUGAUUGAUUCAAGAUCUGGUGUCCUUGUUUUAAACGAUUCCUCUCUCUUGAAGUCAUACCGUGAACUUCCAAUAAAAGCUUGGGAUGGUUUGUACCAUGACACUGCACUGAUAAAAAUUAAUGUCACUCAAUUCAAAAUAACCAACUUGAAAUUUGAUCAGGCUACGUAUACAUUAAAGGUGACCGAAAACGAUCCUAGUAUUAAGGUGUUAGGUAUUGUGGAUGUGGUUGGAAUUCAACUUAAUGAGCCAGUUAGUUUUUCAGUUCUUACAUAUACAGAACUUUUCAAGAUAAUUCCCUCUUCUGGUGUUCUCCAGACAAAAGGUCUAGCAUUUGACAGAGAGAGCCAAAGCAAAUAUGAUGUAAUAGUUGAAGCUAAGGACAGCAGGAAUCCACCACGGGUGUCUCAGGCUAAAGUUGAAAUAUAUGUUGAAGAUGUCAAUGAUAAUGCUCCAGAAUUUAUUAAUACUCCAUAUUAUUUAGCUGUAGAAGAUGGCAUAGAGCCUGGUGAUGUCAUCUUCCAGGUAUCAGCUAUAGAUAAAGAUGCUGGGCAAAACAGUGCUCUGACUUUCCAGUUGGAAGACGACUAUAAAUAUUUCAGGAUUGACCCAUCUUUAGGAGACAUUAUUCUUAUACAACCUUUUGAUUAUGAAGCCUUAAAUCAGUAUGUUCUAAAAGUGAUUGUCAGAGACCAUGGUAAACCCUCUUUGCAAGCUCAAGAAGAAGUAGUCAUCAUUGUUCGAAACAAAUCUAAUCCUAUUUUCCAAAGUCUAUAUUACACAGUAAACCUGCCAGAAAAUGUACCUAUCUCUACUCCAGUUUUGCACAUUCAGGCUCGCAGCCCAGAAGGAUUCCGUAUUAUUUACAAUAUUGUUGAGAAUGAAGCUCUAAGUUUUUUUAGCAUUGACUUUAAGACUGGUUCUCUAAGCGUUUCAGGGCAGCUAGAUUAUGAGACCAAAACUACACAUCUGUUAACUGUUAGAGCCACCGAUUCUGCUGUAGGCCAUUUUUCAGAAGCACGAGUGUUAGUUAAAGUGGAAGAUGUAAACGAUCACUCACCUGUCUUCUCUCAAAUGGUUUACUCAGGACACAUCAUGGAAAAACUUCCACCAUAUCAACCAGUGAUUCAACUGCAAGCUUCUGAUCAAGAUUCUGGAAAAAACCAAGAGAUUUCAUAUCAUAUCUUAGGAAACGACACAGAGGAAACUCAUGCAUUCUUUCAUAUAAACCACAAAACUGGUGAAAUCACAACAGCCCAAGAGUUGGAUUAUGAAACUACGCGGCAGUUUCAGUUCAAAGUGAGGGCCACAGAUAGCGGUUUGCCACCUUUGCAUUCAGAUGCGCUUGUCAUUGUCAAUAUAACUGAUGUAAAUGACAAUCCUCCAGAGUUCAGAGAAACAUACUAUGAAGCAAAUAUAAGUGAACUAGCCAACUGUGGACAUAUUGUUAUUAAAGUCCAAGCAUUUGACCUUGAUAGUGUAGAUGCUGGCAAGCUGGAGUAUCUUAUUCUUUCUGGUAACAAUCAUCGACACUUCACUAUAAACAGAACAUCUGGAGUAAUCUCCUUUUCUAACCUCUGCAGAAAUAGUUUGGAUUUAUUUUACCAGCUACAGGUCGCAGCUUCUGAUGGAGUGUACAGGGAUACUGUACCAGUGUAUAUCAAUAUUACCCAUGCCAAUAAGCACACCCCAUCCUUUCAACAGAAUGUAUUUGAAGUAGAACUUGCAGAGAAUGCAGAAAUAGGCACUACAGUGAUUGAGUUGGCAGUAAAGGAUCCUGAUGACGGACCUUAUGGAAUGGUGGAUUAUAGUAUUAUUAAUAAAUUGGCCUUAGACAUGUUUUCAAUUGACAGUAAUGGCCAUAUAGCAACACUGAGGAAAUUAGACAGGGAAAAUGCAACAGAGAGGCUUAUUGCCAUCAAAGUUAUGGCAAAGGAUGGGGGAGGUAGGGCAGCUUUCUGCACAGUUAAAAUAAUUCUGACGGAUGAGAAUGACAACCCUCCUCUGUUUAUUGCAAAUGAAUAUAAUUUAUCUGUCCGGUCUAAUCUUGGCAAAGGAAACACAAUUAUUCAGGUGCUUGCUUAUGAUGCUGAUGAAGGGCAAAAUGCGGAUGUUACCUAUUCUAUUGAUAAAUAUGAUGAAGAUCUAGUUCAAAUCAAUCCUUACGAUGGUACUAUCAUCGCAAAAAAAAGCCUAUUGGGGCUGGAAAACAAAGACAUUACUUUUACAGUCAUAGCAAAAGAUGGUGCACCUCCAAAUUGGAGUUCACUUGUUCCUGUUCAUCUCCAUAUUGUACCAACUGAGGUCACUUUGCCCAAGUUUUCUGAACCGUUGUAUAGUUUUUCAGCAUCUGAAGAUCUCCCUGAAGGAUCUGAAGUAGGACUAGUGAAAGCAACGGCAAUGGAGUCAGUCAUUUAUAGCCUAGUCAAAGGUUCAACUCCAGAAAGCAACAAAGAUGGAGUAUUUAGUCUAGAUAAACACACAGGAUCUCUGGUUGUAAACAAAGGAGUAGACCAUGAAAAAACCAAAUGGUAUCUUAUUGAUGUUCAGGCCAAUUGUCCUCACCUGGGCAAGGAGUUAGUGUCUUUGGUUUCAGUAAGCAUCCAAGUGAAAGACAUUAAUGACAAUCAGCCUGUUUUUGAAUCUGACCUCUAUAGAGCUUCAUUAACAGAGAAUAUGCCAGCUGGGACAACUGUUAUACAAGUUACUGCAAAUGAUCAAGACACAGGCAAUGAUGGAGUAGUAACUUAUAGCCUCAAAGGAGAUACUAGUGAAAUUCAAAGAUUCUUCACUAUUGAUGCUGAAAAUGGUUGGAUUAGAACCCUAAAGGAGCUUGAUUGUGAAAAGCAAGAGGUCUAUCAAUUUUAUGUAGUGGCUACAGACCAGGGAAAGAAAAUACGCCUUUCAUCUGAAACCAUGGUAGAAGUGACAGUAACUGAUGAUAAUGACAACCCUCCAAGGUUUACCUCUCAAGUAUAUAGGGGAUCCAUAGCAGAGAACAGCAAAUCUGGACAGGUCAUAACUACCUUCAAAACUUGGGACAGUGAUAUGUCUGAAAGCAACAGGAAGGUCGCCUGUUUCAUAACAGAUGGAGACCCCUUAGGCCUGUUCAGUAUCAGUGAGGUUGGGGACCAGUGGGUCAUUUCCUCCAAGAAGCCCUUGGACAGGGAAGAUAAGGAGAAACAUCACUUAAAGGUGACAGCAUCUGAUGGGAAAUUCCAGGCAACCACAGAGGUGGAAAUUACUGUAUUGGACAUCAAUGACAACAGUCCAGAAUGCCAGCAGAUGUUAUACAAAGCAACGGUUGCUGAGGACGCCCCUCCCGGUCUCCUUAUCCUCAAGAUAUCAGCCAAAGACCCUGACUUGGGUAAUAAUGCCCAGAUUACAUAUGCACUUUAUGGUCUUGGAGAUGAUCGGUUUCGAUUGGAUCCAUACACAGGAGAGUUAACAACACUAGCACAUUUAGACAGAGAACAGAAGGCAUCCUAUAACUUGGUUGCAAAAGCUUUUGAUGGAGGAGGACUUUCAUGCCAAUCGGAUAUUGCCCUGUCUCUGGAGGAUAUCAAUGAUAAUGGACCAGUGUUCUCCAUGAAUCACUACUCUGUAACCGUGUAUGACAACACAACUUUGAAGACCCCCGUGGCAGUGGUCAUUGCUAGAGAUCCUGAUGAAGGUUUAAAUUCUGAGGUGCUAUAUUCCCUCUCAAACUCUGCCAAUGGACUUUUCUCAGUUGACGAAACCACAGGUGUAGCACGACUAGAGAAACCUCUAGAAGGCAUGGAAGAUGAAGUGAUUGAGUUAACCGUCUGUGCCACAGAUCGCGGCUUUCCCCAUCCACUUUCCACAUGCACACCCAUUACAGUGUCUGUGGUAUCCCUCAGUUACUACCGAUCUGUGUUUGGAAACCCAGAAAACAUCAUACAGGUGCCAGAAGACCAGCCGGUUGGUUCAGAGCUUCUAAAUCUAGCAAAACUGACACAGGACAUUGAGAGCAAUUUGAAAAUUGAGUAUGAAGUCUUGAAUGGGAAUGAAAAUGGCAUAUUCCGUCUGACAGAUACAGGCAUAUUAUACUUGAAUGGAAAGUUGGACUUUGAAUCCCAACGUCAAUACUACCUCUCAAUAGAAGGAACUAGAGGGAGCUCUCCUCCUCUAAGUGAUGUGACGGUUGUUGUGAUAAAUGUCACUGAUAUUAAUGAUCACAAGCCUGUCUUCAGCCAGGAGGAAUACCAAGAAGAAAUCCCAGAGAAUGCAGUGGUGGGAGAUCUGGUUGUGAUGAUCUCAGCCAUUGACUUAGAUGGACCAAAGAACAAUAAAGUCACUUUAAAAAUUGUGAAAGGAGAUCCCCAUGGUCACUUCUCAAUACAUCCUGAGCGGGGAGAUCUCAGAGUUCUGAGUCGACUUGACCGAGAGCAGAAAGCCAAAUAUUCUCUCGUGGUUCGCGCAAAUGACAAUGGUGUCCAAGCACUCUACAAUGAGGUGACAGUUCAGAUCCACUUACUAGAUGUCAAUGAUAACCCUCCUGUGUUUUUACAGUCCAACUACAGCCUUGUGCUUCAGGACAAUUCCCCAGCUGGUACUAGUGUGUUGACACUUAUUGCAACAGAUAAGGAUUCUUCCAAAAAUGGACCACCAUUUAAUUUUCAGAUCAUGGAAGGAAAUGAAGACAAUGUGUUCCAGAUCAGUCCAGAUGGUGUCCUCUCUACUACAGCUGUCCUCAGCAGAGGUUCCAAAGAGAAGCAUGUCUUGAAAAUAAAGGUUUCUGACAAUGGCAUACCACACCUUUCAUCUUCCACUUUUGUCAGCAUCCAGGUCAUUGACCAAAGCCGCCACUCUCCUACAGUGCUGCCACUGGAAAUAUUUAUCACUACCAGUGAGCCAUCAUUUCACGGCACCGUGUUGGGCAAACUGCAUGCCACGGACCAAGAUCCUCAUGACACAUUGAUGUACAGGUUGGCUGAAGAGGAGCUUAGAAAAGGUCUAUUUUCUGUUGGAAUUACUGAUGGCAAGGUCAUUGCGCUUGAAAGUCUUCAACAAGGUCAAUAUUUUUUCAACGUCACAGUCAGUGAUGGCUCAUUUACCGCCAUGGCACCUGUUCAUAUCUCUGUCUGGUGUUUUAGCGACGAGGCUCUCCAGCAAUCAUUGGUUCUUCGAUUCAAGAGCUUAUCUCCAGAGGACUUUAUAGGAGACCAUUGGCGCAAUUUUCAGAGGUUUCUUGGAAACCUGCUUUCAGUAGACCGACAGCAGAUUCAGAUGGCCAGUCUUCAAAAAGAUGAAACAUCAUCGUCUUUGGAUCUUGUCUUAGUGACUGGGAUGAUCUCUAGCUCACUCAGUAAACCACAGGCUUUGGCUGAAAAAAUCAGUGAGGUGAAAAGUGAGCUGGACCAGUCCACGGGUUUACAUAUUGAGAGGAUAUUUCACUUGCCCUGCAACGGUUUACAGUGCAAAAAACGGACAUGUCAGGAAAUAAUCAAGCUGGACCCAUCAGUAUUAUCUUCACACAGCACUGCCAGGCUCAGUGUUAUUACUCCACAGCACACGCUUCAACAAAUCUGCACAUGCAAUAGUACAGCAUUAAGAUUUGAUGGACAUAGCUUUCUACAUUACCACCAUGAGGUUAGUGGUGGCUGGAAAGUCCAGUUCAGACUGAAAACCCUCCAGCCUAGAUCUGUUUUGGUGUUUGUAAAUGGCUCUUCUUCAUCUCUUCUAGAGCUUGAUAAUGGGUAUUUGCAAUAUAAAUAUCAGUGCCAAGGAAUUAUGACCAAGAACCUGCUUUUGGAGACUAUGGUAAAUGAUGGAACUCUGCAUAGUAUUAUCCUCGAGGUGACCGCCAAAUUUGCCAAGUUCCAUGUGGACAGCAUAGAAUCUGAGCUGCCCCUGCCAGAUUGCUCAGGUCAUUCGUCUCAUCUGUUUAUUGGGGCUUUGAUACAGGAAUCAGACUAUGUGUCUCAAGGAUUCCAGGGCUGUCUGGAUGACAUCAGCAUCAACGGUCAAGCAGUGGAAAGCCUGGGGAGGUCUAUUCAGCAGAAGGGCACAUCACCAUGCUGUGAUCAUACCCAUGCUUGUAGACACAACCCAUGUCCCAGUGAGAGAAUGUGUGCAGAAAUGCCCAAUGGAGCAUAUGCCUGUCUAUGCCAUUCUCCCUUCCCGGGCCCCAACUGUGUCCUGGAUACCAACCCUUGUGCCACAUCUUCUUGCUCACAAGGCAGAAUUUGCUCACCCAUGUCCAAUGGGUUUACAUGUAGCUGCCCUCCAGGAUAUCAGGGUGACAGAUGCCAGAUUGCAGUGAGAAGCUGUCUGGAUGGCCCAUGUGUACAGGCCACUGACCUCUGCAUCCCCAGUAGCACAUGUAACUGCAGUGACGCUAACAUUGGUCAGCUAUGUCUAGAAGGGAACAUGCCCGCUCCUGAUAAGAGAUUCCUCAUAUCUGGUCCCCAGGAGAUAGCAGAGAUCCUAGGAGGAGUCCUUGCUGUCUUGGUGUUAGUGGGGGUGUUUGUCAUCUUCAGAAAACGCCUGUGCCAACGAACUGGUACCCACAAGCCAACUGCACAGGAGGAUCCAGACCUGAAGAACUAUAUAUCCAGAGACAUAGGUGUGGGAACUCAAGGAACGUGCAUGGAACUGAAUAUCCUUAGUCCUGCUGCUCGGAUUCAGCUGGACGCUGAGGGACAGUCACGUAUGAACCCUGUCCCAGAGCUCCUUACCUUCUGCAAGCCCCAGGCAAGACCAGUCGUGUGCAGCGUGGCUCCAAAUCUACCUCCUGCACCUCCGUCCAGUUCCGACAAUGAGUCCAUCGCCAAGAACAACUGGGACUGUGAGGAGAACAUGUAUACGGGGGACUCAUCAUACUGGCCAUCCGGCAACAAUCCUGUGGAAAUUCAAAGAUACCCUCAGUCCAAGCCCUUGUCUUCUGUGCCACCAGUCCCACCUCUCCCAAGAGAACCAGAGCAACAGCCCUUAUUUGGUGGAUUCCCAUUUCCAUUGCAGCCCAAAAGCAAAAGAGCUCCUCUUCCAUCUUGUUACAACAACCGAAACCUGGAUGACUUUCUCCCAGCACCUUCUCACUGCCAAGACCAGUACACUGCAAUUAGCUACUAUCCCUCACCGCUAAUGCAACCAGAGGGUAUGCCCUACCCAUCUGAUGAAGGAUUCAGGCGUUUAAGUGUGAGACUGAGCAUAGCCCAGCCUUCUUAUGCAGACUGUGGGCUUCCACCAAUGACCAAUUCAAACUUUCAGGCACCAGACCUGGCAGAAAGUGACUAUGGUAGCUGUGAGGAAGUUAUGUUUUAAACAUUUUGUUUCAAAAACUUUCAUUGGAAGGGGUUAGCAUACCUGAAGGAGAAAGCUGGAACACUAAGAAUUGGGAACAGCCAUGGGCUCCCUCCUUCAGGCUUACAAGCAGCCAAAGAGGAAAAUGCCUCAGAGAGUAUUGUUGGGAUCCUGCCAACUUGAUGUUGGACAUGUGUUCGCCGUUCCAGUUCCUGACAUGGAAGAACUCAGGUCCAAGAGAUAAUCGAGAGUGCAAAGUUGCAUAUUUUUAAACCAUGCUGGGCAUGAUAAAUUUGGCCAAGUCCUAGUGACCCUAAAGAGCUGUAUAGCGCACAGUAUUACUUCUGGCAGGGAAUUUGGUUGUGAGCUCCUAAGAGGAAUCAACAAACCUAAUGGACAGCACUGUACAUUUUUUUCAGGAUAUAAAAACUUUUGUGACACAUUAUCAUUAUGCAAUCUCACUAGAAAAUAGAAUGUAUGGAUUGAAUGCCAGACUAGUAACAUAUAACAGUUCAACAAGACAAUUGUACCCAGGCUUCUGUUGGACAAUUUGAAAUGGUUGAACAGCAGUAUAUGAGCAAACAUAACAGAUCAGAGAAUGUUAAACUAUUGAUCUUUUCUUCAUUUUUCAAUCGAAUGAGCUGGGGUUGGCAGUUAUGGCGUAUUAUGGUAUUUGCAGUAGAAAUGUUAUCCUACCCACUGAGCAAUUUGAUUCUGCCAGUGCCACCUUCAAAGUGGGCCAGGAAAUACACACUGUUAAAUAACACUGUAAAAAACAGAGAUGUGUAUGUAUGUACGUAUGUAUAUCAUGUGAGUUAUUACUUAGACAUCCAUCCAGUCUGUUUAUUCCUUCCAAAAAGAUGUUUAAUAUUGUUUUUCUUGUGUAUAUAUACAAAAUUUGUAAAAGCAAUAAAGUAUAAUUUUUAUAAAUAUGGAA
Rana temporaria (common frog) is the source of this 14165-nucleotide messenger RNA. RefSeq names its product FAT atypical cadherin 2 (gene FAT2). The transcript is spliced from 24 exons. Gene Ontology annotation, cellular component: plasma membrane; cell-cell junction. Gene Ontology annotation, biological process: homophilic cell-cell adhesion. The record is from RefSeq and is a predicted model, not a curated record. The coding region runs from base 221 to 13249 and encodes 4342 amino acids. Gene Ontology annotation, molecular function: calcium ion binding. Lineage: Eukaryota; Metazoa; Chordata; Amphibia; Anura; Ranidae.